This is a messenger RNA of Anolis sagrei ordinatus, 4568 nucleotides long. Its product is annotated as zinc finger protein 585A-like. Gene Ontology annotation, biological process: regulation of transcription by RNA polymerase II. Gene Ontology annotation, molecular function: DNA-binding transcription factor activity, RNA polymerase II-specific; RNA polymerase II cis-regulatory region sequence-specific DNA binding. Lineage: Eukaryota; Metazoa; Chordata; Lepidosauria; Squamata; Anolidae. The record is from RefSeq and is a predicted model, not a curated record.
GCCCCGCCCUCUCGUGUGUGUUUUUCCCUACCCGGAAGAGGUUCUGGACAAUCUGGCGAAAAAGGAGGUUUUUUUGAGACUUUGACCCAAUAGAGAUGGAAAAGGAAGAAUCUGCUGGUCUUGAAAUAGGAAACUGCCUUCUUGAUGUUCAAGCUGAGGGCAAUGGAGGAUUCUGGGAAGGAAGCACACAGCACAGCCUGAGAAAAGAAGUGCUGGGUUCAGAUCUAUGUCGCCAACACUUCAGACAGUUCUGCUACAAAGAGGCUGAAGGUCCCAGGAAGGUUUGCAGCCAACUUCACUGGCUCUGCUGCCAGUGGCUGGCGCCAGAAACACACGCCAAGGCUCAGAUGCUGGACCUUCUGGUCCUGGAGCAGCUCCUGGCUGUCCUUCCUUCAGAAAUGGAAAGCUGGGUCCGGGAGUGUGGGGCAGAAACCACUUCCCAGGCCUUGGCCUUGGUGGAGGGCUUCCUUCUGAGUCAGGAAGAGGAGGAGCAGGAAGUGCAGCAGGACUUGAUUUUGAAAGGAGCAGCUGAGGCAGAGAAGGGUCGUUCUGAAACCGAGUGGGUCAUUCCAGACAAGGACAGAGUCUCCGCCUCUAGAGAGAGAACAAAGGCCUGGACAACACACAUGACACCAUCUCACAAUCCUUUUGGUGUAGCUUCAAUGAGACUGGAAAAGGUGACCUUUGAAGAGGUGGCUGUGUUUUUCACAGAGGAGGAGUGGGCCUUGUUGAGCCCAGGACAGUGGGCCCUGCACAGGGAAGUGAUGGAGGAGAAUUUGGGUCUGGUGUCCUCUCUGGGUGGAGAGGAGCAGCUGAGUGAGAUGGAAGAGAAACCAUUAAAGGUGUCAUCCAAAAGAUCCAAAUGUCAACAAAUGGAAGAGAAUGGAAGAAGCCCUGAUUCACAACAGAAGAGGAAGAACAAAGCAUCAGCUUCUGUGAUCUGGGAAAUCUCAGCCCAAGAAACGACACGAAAAGGAAUAGGAAAGAAUACAUACAUUUGUCUUCUGUGUGGGAGAAGCUUCUGUUUGAAAGCAAACCUCAACUCCCAUGUGAGAACUCACACAUGGGGAACUCCUUUCAAUGAUGACAAGUGUGGAAAGAUCAUCAGCGUGAGGAAAGCCCUGAUAUCCCAUCAAAGAACUUACUUGAGGGAGAAACCAUUUAAAUGCUUGGAGUGCCGAAAAAGCUUCCGUCGGAAGGCCCACCUCGCUUAUCACCAGGCGACUCACACCAGAGAGAAAUCAUUUAAAUGCUUGGAGUGUGGAAAGAACUUCAAUCAGAAGUCACUCCUCAUUUAUCAUCAGAGAAGUCACACAGGAGAGAAGCCAUUCAAGUGCUUGGAGUGCGGGAAGACCUUUGGUCAGAAAGCUCUUCUCCGUUGCCACCAAGCGACGCACAAAAGGGAGAAGGCCUUUCAGUGCUGGGAGUGUGGGAAAGGUUUUGCCCAGAAGACGCACUUCAUGCGCCAUCAGGAGUCUCACAGGGGAGAGAAGCCCUUCCAAUGCUUGGAAUGUGAGAAAAGCUUCAGCCGGAGACACUCUCUUUCAAGCCACCAAGCCAUUCACACAGGGGAGAAACCAUUUGAAUGCUCGGAGUGCGGGAAGCGCUUCAAGCGGAAGACGGAGCUCACUUCUCACCAAAGAGUCCACACGGGGGAUAAACCGUUCCAGUGCUUGGAAUGUGGAAAGAGCUUCCGGCGGAAGAUAUACCUCACCUAUCACACGGCCGUCCAUACAGGACAGAAGCCAUUUCAAUGCCUGGAGUGUGGGAAGGGUUUCAUCCAAAAGACGCAUCUCAUUUGUCACCGAGCGAUUCACACGAGGGAGAAGUCGUUCAAGUGCUUCGAGUGCGGAGAGAGCUUCACCGAGAAGUCGCUCCUCAUUCAGCAUCAAAGAGGUCACACAGGGGAGAAACCCUUUAAAUGCUCCGAGUGUGGAAAGAGCUUCAGUCAUAAGUCACUCCUCACUUGCCAUGAAGUAGUUCACUCAGGGGAGAAGCCGUUUGAAUGCUCGGAGUGUGGAAAGUGCUUCAGCCGGAAGACGGAGCUCACUAACCAUCAGAGGACUCACUCGGGGGAGAAACCCUUCCAGUGCUUGGAGUGUGGAAAGAGCUUCAGCCGGAAGACAGAACUUACUUACCAUCAGGCAACUCAUACCGGGGAAAAGCCAUUCAAAUGCUUGGAAUGUGGGAAACGUUUUGUCCAGAAGAGAUGCCUCACUCGUCAUGAAGUCACUCAUUUGGAGGAGAAGCCCUUCAGAUGCUUGGAGUGUGGAAAGAGCUUUGGUCGGAAGGCGCUCCUCGCGUCUCAUCAGACAAUUCAUUCGGGAGAGAAACCUUUUCAAUGCUUGCAGUGCGGAAAUGUUUUCGGUUGGAAGAUAAACCUAAUUCGCCACCAAGCAACUCAUAUAAAAGAGAAACUUUUUGCAUGUUUACAGUGUGGAAAGAGCUUCAGUCAGAAGAAGUAUCUCACCUGUCACCAAGCGACACACACCGGGCAGAAACCGUUUCGGUGCGCACAGUGUGGAUAUUGUUUCAAUCAGAAGUCGCACCUCGUUCGUCACCAAGCAACUCACACUGGGGAGAAAAUGUUUAAGUGCUCGCAAUGUGGAAAGAGCUUUAGUCAAAAGACUGACCUCACAUACCAUCAGAGAAGCCACACAGGGGAGAAACCGUUUUGCUGCUUGGAGUGUGGGAAAAGCUUCAGUCGGAAGACACACCUGACUUGUCACCAAAGGAUUCACACAGGGCAGAAACCUUUCACGUGCUUGGAGUGUGGAAAGAGCUUCAGUCAGAAGGCAAACCUCACUUGUCAUCAACAAAGACACACGGGGGAGAAGCCUUUUCGGUGCUUGGAGUGUGGAAAGAGCUUCAGCCAAAAGUCACUCCUCGUUUGCCAUGAACGAAGCCACACCGGGGAGAAGCCCUUUCAGUGCUUAGAGUGUGGGAGGAGCUUCGGUCAGAAGUCACGCCUCGCUCAUCACGAAAGGAGCCAUACCGGGGAGAAGCCCUUUCAGUGUUUGGACUGCAGGAAGUGCUUCAGUCGGAAGGCAGACCUCACUUGUCACCAGCGUAGCCACACUGGAGAGAAACCAUUCCGGUGCUUGCAGUGCGGAAAGAGCUUCAGCCGGAAGACAGAGCUCACUUGCCAUCAAAGGAUUCAUACUGGAGAGAAGCCAUUUCAGUGCUUGGAGUGUGGGAAGACAUUCGUUCAGAAGACGCACCUCACGCGUCAUCAAACAACUCACAUAGAAUCAUAGAGUUGGAAGAGACCUCCAGUCCAACCCUAUUCUGCCAAGAAGCAGGAAGAUCACAUUCAAAGCACUCCCGACAGAUGGCCAUUCAGUCUCUGUUGAAAAGCCUCCAAAGAAGGAGCCUCCACCACACUGGGGCAAAGGGUUCCACUGCUGAACAGCCUUCACAGUUAGGAGGUUCUUCCUCACGUUCAGGUGGAAUCUCCUUUCCUGUAGUUUGAAGCCAUUGUUCCAUAGCGUCCUAGUCUCCAGGGCAACAGAAAACAAGCCUGAUUCCUCCUCCCUAUGACUUCAUAGAAUCAUAGAGUUGGAAGAGACCUCGUGGGCCAUCCAGUCCAAUCCCAUUUGGCCAAGAAGCAGGAGGAUCAUAUUCAAAGCACUCCUGACAGAUGGCCAUCCAGUCUCUGUGGAAAAGCCUCCAAAGAAGGAGUGUCCACCACACUCCGGGGCAGAGAGUUCCACUGCUGAACAGCUUUCACAGUUAGGAGGUUCUUCCUCACAUUCAGGUGGAAUCUCCUUUCUUGUAGUUUGAAGCCGUUGUUCCAUUGCGUCCUAGUCUCCACGGCAGCAGAAAACAAGCCUCCUCCCUAUGAAUUCCCCUCACAUAUUUAUACAUGGCCCUCAUCUUGUCUCCUCUCAGCCUUCUCUUCUUCAGGCUAAAUAUGCCCAGCUCUUUAAGGCUCUCCUCAUAGGGCUUGUUCUCCAGAUCCUUGAUUAUUUGUGUCAUCCUCCUCUGGACAAAUUCCAGCUUAGAGUCAACAUCUCCCUUCAAUUGGACACAGUGUGAUUCCAGGUGUGGUCUAACCAAGGCAGAAUAGAGCAUGGGUAACAUGACUUCCCUGUAUCUAGACACUAGACUCCUAUUUACAAUAGCCAACAUCCCAUUGGCUUUUUUUUUGCUGCCGCAUGACAUUGUUGGCUCAUGUUUAACUUGUCCAGGAGGACUCAUGUGGGAUUACCAAUUUCCAUUGAAGUAGAGACAUUAUAUUUAUUUAUUUAUUUAUUUAUUUACGACAUUUAUAUGCCACCCUUCUCACCCCGAAGGGGACUCAGAACGGCUUACAAGUCAUAAGUAUAUACAACAUACAACAUACUACAUAAUACAUAACUAGCAUAGUAUUAUUACAUCAUUCAUAACACUAGUACUACAUAAUAUUACAUUAUCGCUAGGGGAGGGGCGCUGAUGUCACAGGGGACAAGAUGGCAAUGUCCUCCCAGCUCCCCUUCUUUAUUCUGGCCCCAGAGUGGCCGUUGGUGCUGGGGGAGGCAUUGCUAGCUUCUUUGGAGCUCUGCAGGAUUCUAGUUCACUGUCAUAGC